Molecule: messenger RNA, 1973 nt
Organism: Benincasa hispida (wax gourd)
Lineage: Eukaryota; Viridiplantae; Streptophyta; Magnoliopsida; Cucurbitales; Cucurbitaceae
Source: RefSeq, a predicted model, not a curated record
UUCAAAGAUUUGACGGAGCCGACUUCAUAUUGUAAAAAUCAUAAUUCUGGCUUUAGACUCUUAAUACGUGCCAGAGGUGUUAAACCUUCAACGAAAUCUACAUCUAUGGUGUUUAGAAACGUUUCGGCCAAGAGAGAAAAACAGAGCAACCACAACAGAGCAACGACUAUCUCCCAAUCAAUUUCCAUGGAAGAUUUGAAGCCAAGUCUGGCUAAUUCCUCUCCCCUAACUCCAAUUGGUUUCCUUGAAAGAGCUUCUGUCAUCUAUGGUGAUUCUCCCUCCAUUAUCUACAACUCCACCACCUACACCUGGUCAGAAACUUAUCGCCGAUGUCUUCGAGUCGCUUCGUCUCUUUCUUCCAUUGGCAUCCAGAAAGGCUAUGUCGUCUCUGUCAUCGCACCCAACACUCCCCCGAUGUACGAGCUCCAGUUUGCUGUUCCGAUGGCUGGUGCUGUCCUUAACUGUAUCAAUCUUCGCCUCGACGCUCGAACCAUCUCCAUCCUCCUCCGCCACUGUGAAUCUAAACUCAUCUUUAUUGAUCAAGCCUCUUGUGGCUUAAUCUCCGACGCCUUGGCAUUGUUCCCACCGGAGACCAAACGACCGUUGCUCGUCCUCAUCGCCGACGAUACUGCGGUGGAGGAUUCGCUAUCGUCAUCGUCGUCCUCUGUGAUUGGAGGCGAGUUUGUUGAUUCGUAUGAGGAAAUGGUUCAGAAAGGGGAUGAUGAGUUUCGGUGGAUUCGGCCGGUGAGUGAGUGGGAUCCGAUUGUAAUGAACUACACUUCUGGCACGACAUCAUCGCCGAAGGGAGUGGUUCAUAGUCACAGAGGAAUUUUUGCGGUGACACUUGAUUCGCUUAUCGAAUGGGGAGUUCCUAAGCAAUCGGUUUAUUUAUGGACCUUACCGAUGUUUCAUGCCAAUGGAUGGAGUUUUCCUUUCGGAAUUGCGGCGGUCGGAGGCACAAAUGUUUGCAUUCGAAAAUUCGAUGCGGCAUUGAUCUUUUCAUUGAUUCAUCGCCAUCAUGUGACACACUUGUGCGGAGCUCCGGUGGUACUCAACAUGCUAACAAACUCCCCUGACAAUCAACCACUUGAACGACCCGUCAAGAUUCUCACCGCCGGAGCACCUCCACCUGCAGCAGUUCUGUUUCGAACCGAAUCAUUGGGGUUUGAUGUCGGCCAUGGGUACGGACUAACAGAGACUGGAGGGCUGGUGAUUUAUUGCUCAUGGAAGUCAAAGUGGAACCGACUGCCGGCGACGGAGCGUGCACGACUGAAGGCACGACAAGGGGUGCGGACUCUGGCAAUGUCAGAGGUAGACGUGUUGGAUUCAGAGACCGGAAAGAGUGUGAAAAGAGACGGAGCUUCAAUCGGAGAGAUUGUUUUAAGAGGCGGAUCAAUGAUGCUUGGGUAUUUUAAAGAUCCUGAAGCAACGAAAAAAGCGAUGACCGACGAGGGGUGGUUCUUCACCGGAGACGUCGGGGUGAUGCAUCCAGAUGGGUAUUUAGAGAUCAAGGACAGAUCGAAGGAUGUGAUUAUAAGCGGCGGAGAGAAUUUGAGCAGUGUUGAGGUGGAAUCAGUUUUGUACACGAAUCCGGCGGUGAAUGAGGCGGCGGUGGUGGCGCGGCCGGAUGAGUUCUGGGGAGAGACGCCGUGUGCGUUUGUGAGCUUGAGAGAAGGAUUGACUCGAUUGCCAACAGAGGAGGAGAUAAUGGAGUAUUGUAGAGAGAAGUUGCCGAAGUUUAUGGUGCCGAAGACGGUGGUUUUCAUGGAGAAGCUGCCGAAGACGUCGACCGGAAAGAUUCAGAAGUUCUUACUUAGAGAAAAGGCUAAGUCAAUGGGCCCUGCUCGGACGAGCCGUUUGUAGAAGAAAGUAUGAAUUGAUUAAUCUUAUGACAAGUAAUAAAUGCUCUCAACUUCAAUUUGAUAAUGUUCUUAAAUUAUUGGAAUGGUAAACAUAGUGAAAACUUUUUGCCA